Enterobius vermicularis (human pinworm) is the source of this 303-nucleotide messenger RNA. The record is from the annotation of a GenBank genome assembly. Lineage: Eukaryota; Metazoa; Nematoda; Chromadorea; Rhabditida; Oxyuridae.
GAAGAAAAUAUAUGGAUGCUUUGCAACAGAUUGGUAGAUCGAGGUUUCCGUAAUGACUGUAUUAAAGUAGUUUUCAUAUCAAAUGCGAAGAAACAGGUGCCACUUUGGAACCAAAAGGAUAAAGAAGGGAAAGAGUUUGUUGUUUGGGACUACCACGUCGUCCUGCAGCUUGCAGCUGGUGGAAAAAAGUUUAUUUACGACUUGAACACGACCCUGCCAAUACCCUGCUGCGCUACGUUCUACUGGACAGAAACGCUAAAUCCUUCCAUAAAGUUGCCGGAUGAUUAUCGAAGGUUACUCUGA